This is a messenger RNA of Colletotrichum scovillei, 1067 nucleotides long. RefSeq names its product ATP synthase subunit E. The coding region runs from base 336 to 623 and encodes 95 amino acids. The transcript is spliced from 3 exons. The record is from RefSeq and is a predicted model, not a curated record. NCBI's taxonomy places the organism in Eukaryota, Fungi, Ascomycota, Sordariomycetes, Glomerellales, Glomerellaceae. Gene Ontology annotation, biological process: proton motive force-driven ATP synthesis. Gene Ontology annotation, molecular function: proton transmembrane transporter activity.
GUGCAAGCUUCCUGGCAGCCCACCUCAGUCAGCAUGGCGACGGGCGCUGGGCGCUGGCAAUAGGCGGGCCAUUAGCACUGGCGCUGGGAUGGAUGGUGUUCCCCGUCCGAGCUCCAGACGCCCGGGAGUGACUUGACGGCCAACCAGUGGAAAAUCUGCGAGUUUUCCCGAGCAUAUUUUCAACCUGGAAAACCUCACACCCUGCGUCCCCUAACGUAAUUCCCUCGACAGAGCUCCGAAAGGGUCAAUUGGCAGCCAUUGUCAACCCGCGCACUGUCCUUUCCAUCGUUCGCUCCCUCUCGAAAGCAGUCGCGCAAUCCAGGCAAUUGCCCACAAUGUCUUCCUCCUCAGGAGUUAACGUGCUGAGAUACACGGCCCUCGGCCUGGGCGUGUUCUACGGCUUCACACAUCAGCGAACGAUCACAGCAAGCCAGAAGGCUGCCGCCGCCACGAAGGAGUACGAGCGCAAGCAGAAGUUGAUCGACCAAGCAAAGGCUGAGUUCGCGAAGAAGAGCCAGCCCGUCACGGCGGCGGCUGCUGAUGCCGGUGCCAACGUCGACCCGAUGGACCCCAAGUUCGACCUUGAGGCCUACUUCAACAACCUGGUGAAGCAGAACCCGUAGACUGGAUAACCGAAUGGGGGGAGGGGACGGCUUGCACAACGGAUAGACAGGGUCAGGAUUGGGGAUACGCCUGCUCACGGAGAACACGAAUAGUCCUAACAAGGGACGAAUAAUCUGGUCUUUCGGCAGCAGUAGGUGCAUGGUAGGCACCACGCCCGAUGUCACCGCAUAGACAUUUCCUUACGUCUGUUUACCGGAUGUACAUGUGUACAAUACGCUCAACUAGAUGACAAUUCCAAGGAACGAGCCAUUGGAUUCCAUCAAUUACUUACAUUUUUCGCGCAGCCACUCCCCAAUCUCUGAGUCUGAGCGCGUUCUAUAUGCAUUGACAAUCGACACAUAGGUCCAUCGUGGUCUGCAAGACAGUGAAAUGCUGCUUUCUUUGACGUGGCUGUAAUUGAUUCCGGUAGAUGGCUGAAGGCUAUCGUAGCUGUGGAUUGGCCG